This is a messenger RNA of Trematomus bernacchii (emerald rockcod), 377 nucleotides long. RefSeq names its product mucin-1-like. NCBI's taxonomy places the organism in Eukaryota, Metazoa, Chordata, Actinopteri, Perciformes, Nototheniidae. The record is from RefSeq and is a predicted model, not a curated record.
GUGCUGCAGAGGAAGCCGCAGUGACUCGAGUCCCUUCAGAGACGACAUCCCGCUCUACACGACUCACGGUCGCUUCGACGGCACCAACAGGAAGCCAUACGAACAGAUCGAUAAGCCGGUGAACAGUCGGACCGCCUCGUACACCGUCAACGAAUGAAUGACGGAGACCCAAAUCAAAACAGAAUCCUAUUGUUGUUUUUUUCUUUAUUUUAUAUAUUUAGUUUUCAUUUCAAUGUCCACCCCUGCUUUAACUCACUCUAAUAUUUAUAUAAAUAUAAUUACAUUGAAAACAAAACCUGUCUGAUCCAAAACAAAUGAGAAAAACAACAUUAAAGAAAUAUACUUCAUUUUAUACUUUUUAUUUAUUUAUAGUUUUG